AUGAUUAUCCUACAAAACUUGGAAAGCGUUGGAGCACCACACUCCUCCCAGCUUAGCGUACCCAACAAGAGAUGGCACUCCGCCUUUGUUUACAUAUAUUGCUCUAGAGCCCUACUAUCUGUUUUCAAAGAUUCUCUACCCGAUAAGAAAGACGCAUCUUUCGUGGAUGUGGAUCUCAAACCGGACAUCAAGUCCAACGUUGAUCAAGCAACACUCACUAAGCUUGUGGAAGAGAAAAAAAUUGAAAGCCUCCAAAACAUUGGAGGGGUUUCUAAAGUAGCAUCCACUCUUGAAACCAAUGUUGAAUAUGGGAUUCAAGGUGAUGUUGAAGACAUUGCUCGCCGACAUGAGGCUUUCGGCUCAAACAAGUAUAAAACACCACCUACAAAGAGCUUCUUUCAUUAUUUUGUAGUGGAAGAAUUCAAGGAUCAUAGCAUUCUCAUCAACUUAGGCAGUGCUGCAUCUUCUCUUGCAUUCGGCAUCAAAGAGAAUGGAAUAAAACAAGGAUGGUAUGACGGUGGUAGCAUAUUUGUUGCUCUAUUUCUUGUCAUUGUUGUUUCUGCCACAUUUCAUUUUAGGCAAAACAGACAAUUUGACAAGUUAACUGAGGUCAGCAACAAAAUCCAAAUUGACGCUGUGAGAGCUGGGCGGCGUCAACAAAUUUCAAUAUUUGAAAUUGUCGUUGGAGAUGUCAUUUUCUUAAAGAUUGGAGAUCAAGUUCCAGCAGAUGGGCUAUUCUUAGAUGGACACUCAUUACAAGUGGAUGAAUCGAGCAUGACAGGGGAAAGUGAUCGAGUAGAAGUAAAUUGCAGCCAUCCAUUUUUGCUUUCUGGAACAAAGGUGAUUGAUGGCAAUGCUCGAAUGCUUGUCACUUCAGUUGGAAUGAACACUAAAUGGGGCGAGAUGAUGAGUUCAAUCAGCAGCCGUAAUACCAAUCGCCAGACAACUUUACAAACUCGGCUUAAAGAGCUAACUUCGUCAAUAGGAAAGCUUGGUUUGCUGGUUGCUUUCCACGUUCUCAUAAUCUUGUUCUAUCGAUACUUCACGGGGAAUAUAAAAGAUGAGAAUGGAAAUAAAGUGUUUAAUGGCAGCACCACCAAGGUUUAUGACAUACUAAAUGCUGUGGUAGGUAUUUUGGCGGCUGCUAUUACUAUAGUUGAGGUUGUAACUCCAAAAGGGUUUCCUAUGGCUGUCAAGCUUACACAGAUUUAUUCCACGAAAAAAAUGAUGGCUGACCAGGCAAUGGUGCGGAAGUUGUCUGCGUGUGAGACCAUAGGCUCUAUCACCACCAUUUGUACAGACAAAACAGGCACUCUCACGCGGAAUAAAAUGAAGGUGACCAAGUUCUGGCUAGGCAAAGCACCAACUACUUACACAUCAAUCGCUCCAUAUAUUCUUGAAUUGCUACAAGAAGGAGUUGCUCUAAACACAACCGGUAGUGUUUACUGGCCUACUUCAGGCUCUGAAAUUGAGUUCUCAGGUAGUCCCACUGAACAAGCAAUUCUUUCAUGGGCUGUUCUGGAGCUAAACAUGAAAAUGGAACAAUUGAAGCAAAGCUGUAAGAUUCUUUACGUUGAAGCAUUCAAUUCUCAGAAGAAACGAAGCGGAGUCAUAACAAGGAGAAAGAUAGACGAUACAAUCCACGUACACUGGAAAGGAGAUGCAGGAAUGAUAUUGAAAAUGUGUUCAAGUUACUAUGAUGCUUCUGGAAUUAUGAAAGAUCUAGAUGAUAGUGAAAAGUUGAAAUUCGAACAAAGAAUUCAAGGUAUGGCAGCCAGCAGCCUCCGGUGCAUUGCUUUUGCACAUAAGCAAAUUUCAAAAGAAGAUCAAGAACAUGAUAUGGAGCAAAAGAAGAUAGAAGAAGAUGGUCUAACCCUAUUAGGACUGGUGGGUAUUAAGGACCCAUGUCGUCCAGGGGUAAAGAAGGCUGUGGAAGAUUGCCGAAAUGCAGGUGUGAACAUCAAAAUGAUCACUGGAGACAAUGUUUUCACAGCCAAAGCUAUUGCCACUGAAUGUGGAAUAUUGAGGUUUGAUCAAGACAUGAGUGAAGCAGUGGUAGAAGGCAUUGUAUUCAGAAACUACACACCAGAGGAGAGAAUGGAGAAAGUUGAUAAAAUUUGUGUGAUGGCAAGGUCAUCUCCCUUUGACAAGCUACUGAUGGUAGAAUGUUUGAAACAAAAGGGUCAUGUGGUUGCAGUCACUGGAGAUGGCACAAACGAUGCACCAGCAUUGAAAGAAGCUGAUGUGGGGCUUUCAAUGGGAAUUCAAGGCACCGAGGUGGCUAAGGAGAGCUCAGAUAUUGUCAUUUUGGAUGACAACUUUGCCUCCGUUGCCACAGUUUUAAGAUGGGGAAGAUGUGUGUACAACAACAUCCAAAAGUUCAUUCAGUUCCAACUCACUGUGAAUGUUGCUGCUCUUGUGAUCAACUUUGUGGCAGCUGUCUCAGCUGGUGAAGUCCCAUUAACCGCAGUUCAGUUAUUAUGGGUGAACCUAAUUAUGGACACAUUGGGUGCUCUAGCUCUUGCAACAGAGAAGCCCACCGAGGAGUUGAUGACGAAGCCACCAGUAGGUCGAACUGAACCACUUAUUACCAAUAUAAUGUGGAGAAAUCUCUUAGCCCAAGCUUUGUAUCAGAUUAUUGUCCUCUUGACCUUGCAAUUCAAAGGUGAAUCAAUCUUUGGUGUGACUAAGAAGGUAAAUGACACAUUGAUCUUCAAUACUUUCGUCCUUUGUCAAGUGUUCAAUGAAUUCAAUGCAAGAAAGCUUGAGAAGAAGAACGUGUUUAAAGGGAUACAUAGGAAUAGGUUGUUUUUGGGGAUCAUAGCCAUAACCAUAGUCCUUCAAGUGGUGAUGGUAGAAUUUUUGAAGAAGUUUGCAGGUACAGAAAGGUUGAAUUGGGGGCAAUGGGUUGAGUGCAUUGGAUUUGGAAUAGUUUCUUGGCCAAUUGGUUGGAUUGUGAAGUGGAUACCUGUUCCAAAAAGACCAUUUCUGAGCUACCUAAACAUGAAAAAGAUGCAAGGACUUCGAACCCCAUUUUCGUUCAUAUUGAAGAGAAGCCCAAGGUUGAUUGGUGUCUGAUUGCUUGUAAUUAUGUAUUGUAGCUAGGUCACUGAGUAGAUGAUUUUUUUUUUUUUUUAGGAAGAUUGUGGGUGAUAUUUCAUUUGUUUGUAUAUGUACUGUAUUUAGUUAGUAUAUGAUGAUGUAUUUCAAUCCAAAUAUAUGGAGAGUUUGAAUGGUGUUUUAUAUAUAUAAGGGAAUGUUUGAAUGUACCU
Messenger RNA from Quercus robur (English oak), 3272 nucleotides. RefSeq names its product putative calcium-transporting ATPase 13, plasma membrane-type. Bases 1 to 3078 code for a protein of 1025 amino acids. Gene Ontology annotation, cellular component: membrane; intracellular membrane-bounded organelle. The transcript is spliced from 2 exons. Lineage: Eukaryota; Viridiplantae; Streptophyta; Magnoliopsida; Fagales; Fagaceae. Gene Ontology annotation, molecular function: ATP binding; ATP hydrolysis activity; P-type calcium transporter activity. Gene Ontology annotation, biological process: calcium ion transmembrane transport. The record is from RefSeq and is a predicted model, not a curated record.